AUGGAGAAGAGGCGGGAGGUUCACCCUGAAGCGUGCAGUGAGUUUGUUUCUGGUCAGAUCGCCUUUAAAAUCAAAGAGGAUGACGAUGCCAGGGUUCCCAGUCACAGCUCUCGGCUGAUGAUGGAUCUGAGUGGCGAGCACAGGGAGGGGCGCCUGGAGUGCCGAGGGACGGACGGCGAGGACGACUACGGCCCACUCUUCUCCCAGUAUAAUAGCACGCUGUACGACGUGGCCAUGGAGGCAGUGACCCAGAGCCUGCUGACCAGCAGGCACAUGAACUCCAGAAAGAAGUCUCCAGCUUGGAAACACUUUUUCAUUUCCCCUCGAGACAGCACGAAAGCAAUAUGUACAUACUGUAUGAAAGAGUUCAGCCGCGGGAAAAACGAGAAGGACUUGAGUACCAGUUGCCUCAUGAGGCACGUGAGACGGGCCCACCCCACCAUGCUCAUUCAGGAAAACGGUGGUGCGUCCAGCGUGGCCUCCUUCCCUUCCCCCCAGCCUGCAGACGUGGGCGACCUCAGCACCAUGCUCUCGCCCAUGAAGCUUGUCAAGAAGAUUGCCUCUAAGAUCCCGUCACCUGACCGCAUCACAGAGGAGUCUGUGUCGGCCGUUUCUUCGGAAGAGAUGUCCUCGGACAUGUCCAUCCCUGAGAAGUACUGCAAAGAAGAAACCUUGCUGGACUCGUCCCCACACCUGUCGGGUCUCCCUUAUGACGAGGCUGCUGAGGGCAGCCUCGACAAGAACCUGGCGGCGUCCAAGAACUUGUCGGGCACCCGCAGACGCUCCGCCGUGUGGAAGCACUUCUACCUGUCCCCCUUAGACAGUUCCAAGGCUGUGUGCGUCCACUGCAUGAACGAGUUCAGCCGAGGGAAGAACGGGAAGGAUCUGGGUACGAGCUGUCUGAUCAGGCACAUGUGGCGGGCCCACCGCUCCAUCGUCCUGCAGGAAAACGGCGGCGGUGGCCCAGGCGGCCCACAGUUCUACACCACCGCCCCAACUCUGCUGCCAUCCCUGCUGUCCACGGACGGAGACAUCCCUUCCGGCUCGUCCUCCCCAGGGAAAGCCGUCAUGGAGCCCACCUCGGCGUCCUCCUCGCCCUACAGGCUGCCCGAGGAUGUCCAGUCUCGCCUAAUCCCCGGAGACCCCUUCGUGGAGGAGGGGUCGGUGCUGUCAUCUCCCGAGGAUGUGGGUGAGGCCUCAGUGGUGUCUUCUCCCGAGAAGCAGGGCGACCGCCCGAGCCCCCAGGACUUGGAGUCCAACUCUGUGUUUCAGCAGAACAAGAAGGUGAUGAAGAGACUCAAGUCAGAAGUGUGGCAUCACUUCUCCCUGGCGCCCACGGACAACCUGAAGGCUGUGUGUCGGCACUGCAGCGGCAUCAUCAGCCGGGGGAAGAAGGGCGAGGUGGGCACCAGCUGUUUGAUGAGGCAUCUCUACAGACGCCACCCGGAGGUCGUCGGCCACCCAAAGGGCUACCUCGGCCCAAGCCUGGCAAACUCGCCGUACGCCACCCUGGCGUCUGCAGAACGUUCCUCUUACAAAGUAAGCAACGUGCCAGAGGCAGCGGCGACACAAGAUAAUCAGGUUCCAUUUCCUGUGAAUAGCAAAAAGACCUCAAAACUGUGGAAUCAUUUUUCAAUCUGCUCAGCAGACUCCACAAAAGUCGUGUGCUUGCACUGUGGGCGGACAAUAAGCCGGGGAAAGAAGCCUACAAACUUAGGGACCAGUUGCCUUUUGAGACACCUGCAGAGGUUCCACAGCGGCGUGCUGAAGAGCGACGGCCCCGAGACCAUGUCGCCCUCCUCCCCAGAAGGGCACAUGCCGCUGAGCACAGAGCUCCUAGGCGCUCUCUCCUUCGAUGACACCAAUGACAAGUUUUGUGAUUCUCACCCAGUUGCCAAAAAAAUCACCAGUCUCAUAGCCGAGCUGAUUGCACUUGACCUCCAGCCGUAUUCUCUGGUAGACAGUGUUGGCUUUACCAGGCUGCUCGGAUACUUGAAACCUCAGUACUGUCUCCCCUCAGCGUCCUACUUCUCCAGGACCGCCAUCCCAGGCAUGUACGACAAUGUGAAGCAGGUCAUUCUGUCCCACCUCAAGGAAGCCGAGAGCGGUGUGGUCCACUUCACGUCUGGGAUAUGGAUGAGUAACCAGACCCGCGAGUACCUGACCCUGACGGCCCACUGGGUCAGCUUUGCGCCAUCGGCCCGGCCCCGCUGUGAAGACCACCACUGCUCCGCGCUCCUGGACGUGUCGCAGAUCGACUGUGACUACGGCGGCAACAGCAUUCAGAAGCAACUGGAGUGCUGGUGGGAAACCUGGGUGACGUCCAUCGGCCUGCAGGUGGGCAUCACCGUGACGGACAACCCCAGCAUCGGCAAGACCCUGAGCGACGGGGACCGCUCCAACGUGCAGUGCUUCAGCCAUACGGUCAACCUCAUCGUGAACGAGGCCAUCAAAAGCCAGAGGAUGGUUCAGAACCUGCUGAGCAUUGCGCGCAAGAUCUGCGAGCGGGUCCACCGCUCCCCCAAGGCCAAAGAGAAGCUGGCGGAGCUGCAGCGGGAGUACCAGCUGCCCCAGCACCACCUCCUCCAGGAUGUCCCCUCCAAGUGGAACACCUCCUUCCACAUGCUCGAGAGGCUCAUCGAGCAGAAAAGGGCCAUCAACGAGAUGGCCAUGGAGUGUAACUUCCGCGAGCUCAUCAGCUGGGACCAGUGGGAGGUGAUGCAGUCUGUGUGCCACGCACUGAAGCCAUUUGACGCUGCGAGCCGCGAGAUGAGCACACACGUGUCUGCGCUCAGCCAGGUCAUCCCCAUGAUCCACAUCCUCAAUAGGAAGAUCGAGAUGCUGUUUGAGGAGACGAUGGGCAUCGACACCAUGCUCAAGUCCCUGAAGGAAGCCAUGGUCAGCCGCCUGUCCUCCACCCUCCACGACCCCAGGUACAUUUUUGCCACACUUCUGGACCCUCGCUACAAAGCCUCCUUGUUCACCGAGGAGGAGGCUGAGCAGUACAAGCAGGACUUAAUCAGGGAACUAGAAAUCCUGAAUUCUACCUCAGAUGACUCACCAGUUUCCAAUGGGCGUGACGCAGGUUCACCCUCCAAAGACCCUGCUGGGGAGGAGAGCUUGUGGUCACUCAUGGCGGAAAUGAAGAGACAAGACCUGAGAGACGAGCUGAAGUUACCUGAAGACAUGGUGCUUGCCUACCUGGAAGAAGAGGUGCUUGAACACAGCUGUGAUCCGUUAACCUACUGGAACCUAAAGAAGGCAUCGUGGCCGGUCCUGUCAGCUCUGGCUGUCAGGUUCCUGGGCUGCCCCCCAAGCAUCGUCCCUUCAGAAAAGCUCUUCAGCACAUCCACGGAAAACAGUAGCUUUAGCCAGUCCAGGCUCAUGAUGGAACAUUUUGAGAAACUCAUCUUUUUGAAAGUGAAUCUUCCCUUAAUAUACUUCCAGUAUUGA
Messenger RNA from Chrysochloris asiatica (Cape golden mole), 3453 nucleotides. RefSeq names its product zinc finger, BED-type containing 4 (gene ZBED4). Gene Ontology annotation, molecular function: protein dimerization activity; DNA binding. The coding region runs from base 1 to 3453 and encodes 1150 amino acids. Lineage: Eukaryota; Metazoa; Chordata; Mammalia; Afrosoricida; Chrysochloridae. The record is from RefSeq and is a predicted model, not a curated record. The transcript has a single exon.